Molecule: messenger RNA, 4218 nt
Organism: Knipowitschia caucasica
Lineage: Eukaryota; Metazoa; Chordata; Actinopteri; Gobiiformes; Gobiidae
Source: the annotation of a GenBank genome assembly
AUGUUCGAUGGAGACGUGGUGCCGCAGAAAAUGGUGGACGGAUGGAACGCCUUCUUCUGUGACGACCUGCUCCACCUGCGGCAGCGCCUGCAGCCGGGGAACAGUGAGUCCGUGGGGCAGCUGUGGCUCGGUCUGCUCCGGUUCUACACCGAGGAGUUCGACUUCAAAGAAAACGUCAUCAGCAUCAGACAAAAGAAACCUCUCACUACCUUCGAGAAGCAGUGGACCAGCAAGUGCAUCGCUAUAGAGGAUCCGUUCGACCUGAACCACAACCUCGGAGCCGGAGUUUCUCGCAAAAUGACAAACUUCAUCAUGAAAGCGUUCAUAAACGGCAGGAAGUUGUUCGGAACGCCGUUCUUCCCUCCGCUGGGAUCUGAAGUGGAUUACUUCUUUGACUCCAAAGUUCUGACGGACGGAGAGCUGGCGCCAAACGACCGCUGCUGCAGAAUCUGCGGCAAAAUCGGUCACUACAUGAAGGACUGUCCCAAGAGACGCCGGGUGAAGAGAAAAGACGGCGAGUUUGUGGACGACUCACGAGAUGAAGAGCGACGCUGCUUUCAGUGCGGAGACACGAGACACGUGAGGAGAGACUGCCCCCAAUAUAAGCUCCUGAAGAGGACCACGCCUCCAGGAGGAGGACACCCGGCCCAGAGGAGUCACCCGCAAAACCCCCUGAACCCAGACGGACGGACUAGACACAACUCUGAGUCUUCGGACAGUCGUCAGGCCCCGCCCCCUCUGGCUCUAAGCUCCUCCCCUCAGUCGUUCAAAUCCCCGCCCCUCCAGCAGGUGUCGCUGUUGGGUUUCCCUCCGCAGUGGAACGACCCGAGUAUCAUCUACGCACAAGCUAAAGCAGACGCUGGACAGCUGCGUGGUCCGGCCGCUCGUCUCUGGGAGCAUCACAAACACUUCGCUCCCUCCUGGAGAUACCCGCUCCCUCAUGGCUUCCACGGCACCGCAGGCUUCCACCAGCAAGGCUCAGUGCUGCCCCCUGCUGCCCUCCUGCCGCUGGUGCAUCGACCGCUGAGUUUCCUGCAGCAGAAGAACACUCACAAGCCGCAUCAGCACCUUCAGUCACACAAGUUGUUUGCCUCCGAAUGCUGUCCUCCUGCUGUCUCCUCCUCCUCCUGCUGCUGUCUCCUCCUCCUGCUGCUGUCUCCUCCUCCUGCUGCUGUCUCCUCCUCCUGCUGCUGUCUCCUCCUCCUCCUGCUGCUGUCUCCUCCUCCUCCUGCUGUCUCCUCCUCCUCCUGCUGUCUCCUCCUCCUCCUCCUGCUGGCUGACGCUAAUGGGGCUGACGCUAAUGGGACUGACGCUAAUAGGGCUGACGCUAAUGGGACUGACGCUAAUGGGACUGACGCUAAUGGGACUGACGCUAAUGGGACUGACGCUAAUGGGGCUGACGCUAAUGGGGCUGACGCUAAUGGGGCUGACGCUAAUGGGACUGACGCUUAUGGGACUGACGCUAAUGGGACUGACGCUAAUGGGACUGACGCUUAUGGGGCUGACGCUAAUGGGGCUGACGCUAAUGGGGCUGACGCUAAUGGGGCUGACGCUAAUGGGACUGACGCUUAUGGGACUGACGCUUAUGGGACUGACGCUAAUGGAACUGACGCUAAUGGGACUGACGCUAAUGGGACUGACGCUAAUGGGACUGACGCUAAUGGGGCUGACGCUAAUGGGACUGACGCCCAUGGGACUCACGCCCGGGAGGCGAAUCUGAGCGACCUGAAGAAGGAAAACUUCAGCCUCAAACUGAGGAUUUACUACAUGGAGGAGAAAAACCAGGACCCGGACCUGGACCUGCACCGAGAGAACGUGGAGCUGAAGGUCCAGCUGCAAGGUCUGAUCAGAGAGCUGCAGGAGAAAGAUGAACAGCUGCAGGAGAAAGAUGAACAGCUGCAAGGUCUGAUCAGAGAGCUGCAGGAGAAAGACGAACAGCUGCAAGGUCUUAUCACAGAGCUGCAGGAGAAAGACGAACAGCUGCAAGGUCUGAGCACAGAGCUGCAGGAGAAAGACGAACAGCUGCAGGGUCUUAUCACAGAGCUGCAGGAGAAAGACGAACAGCUGCAAGGUCUUAUCACAGAGCUGCAGGAGAAAGACGAACAGCUGCAAGGUCUUAUCACAGAGCUGCAGGAGAAAGACGAACAGCUGCAAGGUCUGAGCACAGGGCUGCAGGAGAAAUACGAAGAGCUGGGACGGACUCUUCCUCUUGUCAAGAUCUUGGCCAAUCAGAGCACAAAGGAGAAUAAGCAACAAGAUGCAGUGACCAAUCAGCUUCAAGAAGGUCUGGAGUCCCGCCUCCUGCAGGAGGAGGUGGCAAAGGAGGAGGUGACGGAGGAGGAGAUGACGGAGGAGGUGACGGAGGAGUUCCUUCAGCAGCUGCUUCAGGCUCAGACUCAGGUCCAAACUCUGCAGAACAAGAUCAGGAUCAGCGAGGACCGAAACCGGCUGCUGCUGAAGCGUCUCGGGGAGAUGGAAGUCGAGGUGAGAACAGUGCGACAAGAGGUUCAAGUCUCACUGUACUGCAGAGAACCAGAGGACAGAGUGUUGAAGGAGCCUUCGUUGUUGCAGCAGAAAACAAUUUUGGAUCAAGAACUUUAUGAAGUCAAGACUGAAGCUCAGAAGACUGGAAAAGCCCUUUUGGACCUGAGGGCCCAGAACCAGGAACUGCGACAGGAAGUGAUGUCACAGCAUCAAGAGACCUUUGAUCACAGAAGAGGUGGCGCUGUGCUGGAUAUGGGAUAUGAGACGUGUGACAGAAGUGAGACUGAAGCCGAGAGAGACAUCAGCAGCCCAGAGUUUGAUGAUCUGGAGAUGUGUUUGUCUCUGGAUCACAGUGCAGACCUGUGGAGGUCUCAGAACCAGGGAUCAGACCAAGACCAGGUUCAAGUGAAGGACCAGGACAAAGACCAGGACCUGAGCCACAGAUCUGCACACGGACAGGUUCUGGAGCUGCAGCUGCUGGUCAAACAUCUCCAGUCCGAGCUGAACCGGUCCAAAGUCCAGGACCCAGAGCUCACAGACCUGCUGGACCGCGUGGAGACCCUCGAAAACCAGAUCAAGAGUGAAGCCAGGACCGAAAACCAAGAUGAGAGCAGAACUGGACACCUGGUUCAUCUUCAGGCGAGGGAACUCUCUCACCUCCGUCAGGUCCUGAGAGAAUCCCGGAGUCUGGUCCAAAUCCUGCUGCAGAGCCUGACUGAGCAGCUGCAGGGUUUGGCGGACCUGCAGGCGUCCGGAGGAGAGCACGGUCGGACUGAACAGCUGCAGGAGAUCCACCAACUCACACAGCGUCUGUACAAGAAGAUCAGCCUCAAGCAGCUGCCAGAGGAACCGGAGGAUAAGAGCGAGCUGCUGGCCAUGAGGCUGAGUAAAGAGCUACACCAGAAGGACCGUCUCAUCCAAUCACUACGCUCCGAACUGCAGCAGGACAACCCCACCGACUCCGACCAAUCAGAGUGCAGCUCCUACAUGAGUGAAGAGCUGUCCUCCAAUCAGGACACAGAUUUGUACUCCGAUCUGAGAAUGGACCAAUCGCAGAGCAGCAGCCAAUCGGAGGGCUCCAAACGCACAGAGUUCGGCUCCAUGUUUUCAGCUGCUCCUCCAUCGGCACAGAGCUUUCCCAUGAUGCACCGCUCUGGACACGCCCCCUGGUCAGGACACACCCCCUCAGGGGUUUCGUCCCUCGGCUUCAGUCUGGACUCCGCCCUCAGACCCGGACUUCCUCACCCCAGUGCAUUUUGGGAAACGGCCUCCAGCCUGAGUGGAUCGUGUCCGAUGCCCUCUCAUAAUGAUUUACUGCUCGAAACACAACGUCUGAGAGAAGUGUUCCUAUUGGUCCAAACCCAGCUGAAGGAGGCGGAGCUAAAGUCACAUCAGUGGGCCGAGCUGUGCCGCCGCAGCCAAUCAGAGGUCUGCGCUCAGAGACAGGAAGUGAUACGGCUGCAAGAAGAAGUGAGGGAGCACAAAGAGAUACAGCGACACCUGCAGGCCACACACAGACCUCAAGGAUCCCUCAGACCAGACCAGAGACCAGAGUCUGAGGGACUGGAGCCGGACCCUGCUCUUCCAACAGAAGAGAAGAGGCAGAACGAGCAGGUGAAAAAACAUGGGACCAAACACUUACGAAGACCUGAGCCUGGCCUAGACCCAGACCCGGACAUGAGCCUGGCCCUGAUGCUGACCCAGAACCAGACCCAGACCCAGACCCAGACCUAG